CUCUUUUUCUGCCCCGGAAAGUUAUCUUCUCUGCUUCCGACUCAUGAAAAUGCAACUCUGACCGCUGUUCACCAGACGCGGGGGUUGAUAUCAGAUCCUCCUCCGCAUGAACCCCACGCUGAUUGGUCAUGUACCGAUAUACUGCAGUUCAAGAUGAUUGCAUCUGCUUGUUGGACCUUCUUUUAUGGUAGUAUGAGCCGAAGUUCAGCCGGCCAAGAGGGGUCUGAGAUUAUGGCGGGGUUGUGUGGAUUGAGUUAUGUCAUGUGAAUUGACCGAUUCUUUUUCAACGUCCAAUUCCUCUUCCUUUUUACAUCUCUGCAUUUAUCCUUGAUACUUGAACAGUUGAAGGCACAAUGGCGCCAAAUAACCACACAGCAGAGCAGACAAGACCUCUGCUGCCGAGCGAUACGGCUAGAGCCGACUAUGGUAUCGCGACAGACCGCCAGACGGACGAGACUCAGGAAGAGACAGAGCACCAGGCGGAGAAAUGGAAUGAGCCUCGUAUCAAUGCCUGGAGGGUUCUCGCAACCUUUUACAGUUUCAUAGUCGUGGGUGCCAAUGAUGGUUCGUAUGGUGCUUUAAUUCCUUAUCUCCAAAAAUACUACGAUGCCGACUACGCCGCUGUAUCUGUGGUCUUCCUCUCCUCCUUUAUCGGUUAUGCCACAGCGGCACUAUUUAACCACUCAAUCCACGUCCGAUUUGGCCAGCGCGGAGUCGCGAUCCUGGGAUGUGGUAUGCACAUCAUCGCCUACCUCGCAGUUACCCGCCAUCCCCCGUACCCCGUCUUGAUCGCCAUCUUCAUCCUGGCUGGUCUCGGAAAUGGCGUCAUUGAUGCCUCGUGGAAUGCCUGGAUCGGCGCAAUGGCUGACAGCAGCAUGUUGAUGGGUCUUUUGCACGCGUUUUAUGGAGUGGGUGCGGCGUUGGCGCCGUUGAUUGCGACUACGCUCUUCACUAAGAGCGGAUGGCAGUGGUACGAGUUUUACUAUAUCAUGGCGUUGGCAGCAGCUGUCGAGUUUGUAACCUCUGUCGCGGCAUUCUGGAACGCCAAAGGAACCGUGGAAACUGCCCAUACAGACGAUGAACAACCCCAGUCGCAGCAGCAAAAGAGUCCCACGGUCCAGGCUCUAGCGCUCCCAUCCACAUGGAUCAUCAGCGCCUACUUGUUCGUCUACGUCGGCAGCGAAGUCACAGUCGGAGGCUGGCUCAUCACCUUCCUCGUCGACCUCCGCCAGACAGCCCCAUUUGCCGCUGGAAUCGUCAACUUCGCCUACUGGGCCGGUAUAACCGGCGGACGUAUAGUCCUCGGCUUCCUAACCCCCUAUCUCAAGAAACAAAAGACCGCCGUAACGGUAUACAUAAUCGGCUGCAUCGCCGCACAACUCAUCUUCUACACAGUCGACAACUUCGUCGCGUCUGCCAUCGCAGUCACAUUCCUGGGUUUCUUUCUCGGUCCGCUCUUCCCAGAAGCUGUUAUCGCGCAGACCAAAAUCCUUCCGAAACAUCUGCACGUCGCUGCGGUGGGAUUCGCGUGUGCGUUGGGCAGUGCGGGAGGCUGCACGUUUCCGUUUAUCACGGGCGCUAUUGCAAAGUCGCAGGGUAUUGGGGUUCUGCAACCGAUGGUUCUGGUGAUGCUUUGUGUUUGUUUGGGGUUGUGGUUGUCGCUGCCAACGAAGCCGCCGGGUGCUAGGAGGGUGGUGAAUGAGCCUGCUGUAUAAUAUGGCCAACAAGGAUUCUUCAUGAAUGACAUUCGUGACUAGCGUUGAAAUGGAUUUAUUACCGAGUUGUUUAUGGACUUGGUAUUGCUUGGUAGACUUGCCGCCACACUGUAGCGCGGCUUCUGUUUCUGGUAGGAACGGUAGGGCGAGGUUAGACGGCAACCACGAAGUGUUGAAUCCCGCAUCCUGUCGAAUCUAAAAGCAGAUUGAUUGAAGUUUCUUGCCAUUUCGCAAGUUUCUGUUAUCACAUUUCGCGCAGCCACAAUCGAAGAUUUGCGACAUACGAUUCUCGUUUGUCCGUACCGUGUCCUCCGCAGCCCUACCGAGACCUCCAAUACCUUCUGUACUCGUUGCGCCCAUCGCGCCCGUCGUGCCGUUCGUGCAGCCAGAACUGAAAGCCUGCGACAUAAGACUCUCGAUCGUCCAUACCGACAGAGACCUCCU
Messenger RNA from Aspergillus glaucus CBS 516.65, 2159 nucleotides. Its product is annotated as MFS transporter. The record is from RefSeq and is a predicted model, not a curated record. Gene Ontology annotation, cellular component: membrane. Bases 354 to 1715 code for a protein of 453 amino acids. The transcript has 3 exons. Lineage: Eukaryota; Fungi; Ascomycota; Eurotiomycetes; Eurotiales; Aspergillaceae. Gene Ontology annotation, molecular function: transmembrane transporter activity. Gene Ontology annotation, biological process: transmembrane transport.